UCGUGUGCCCAGGUUCGUCCUGCGCGCCAGACACGCCCACCCUGGACACCUCCUGUCUGUUCAUCUGCGCGAGCCAAUCAGAAGCCGCGCUCCCCGUCCCUCCUUUUCCGAGUCGCGGUCCCCUGGGUGUGUCCGUCAGAAAGGCCACAACUUGCUUACUGGCUGCUGCUCGCAAAAAGCGCCGACGCCGCCCCGUGUAACGCGAUCACCCAGCAGACGAGAGCCGCAGCUUCUCACGUAGCGGAUCGGCGAAGACCGCCGGGGACUAACGGGGACAGACGGCCACGGCGGCGACCCUUCAGACGAACUUUUCUCUGCUCUGGGCCGCCCCAUCGAGGCGCGGCGGGACUUGGCGCACCCAUGGGCUCCUCUGCGGCUUUCGUCGUGGCGUUCUUCUGGGUGGUCACCGGCCCCUGUGUGCAGACCACUGGUGAUGGCAUGUCUAAGUUAUCCAAUGGCACCUCAGUGGACCACGAUGAGUGCAGUACCCCUGACUUCUGCUCAGACAACGCGCUGUGCGUCAACACCUACGGGAGCUACCACUGUCAGUGCCAGGCCGGCUACAGGAACCACAACAAGAAGGUCACGUUCCCUUAUACUGAAUCUUUCUGUAGAGACAUUAAUGAGUGCACUGAGCAGCGCGGCCUCUGCGGCCCCAAUGCCACAUGUAGGAACACAAUUGGCAACUACAGCUGCUCCUGCCAACCAGGCUUCACCUCAACAUCUGGACAGCAGAACUUCACAGCCAACGAGUCCUCCUGCCAGGAUAUCGAUGAGUGUCGAAAGUCGCCUUUCCCAUGCGGCCUCAGUGCUGCCUGUCUAAACACGCCAGGAAGCUUCAGCUGCUCCUGCAUACAAGGGUUCAGGGUGCCAGCUGGGCAGCCGCCACUCCGAGGGACCCAUUGUGAAGACAUCGAUGAAUGUACAGAGACCCCCGAGAUCUGCGGCCCCAAUGCCAACUGCACCAACACAAUGGGCAGAUACAACUGCUCCUGCUCUCAAGGCUUCAUGUCCACUGCAGGAAGAUAUCAGUUCAGAGCAAACGAGUCCACCUGUGAAGCCCUCAACUGCUCAAAGUUUGACACAAAUGAGAUCCAGGCUAUGGCUGACCUCAAGUCUUUUGCUAAGAAGCUUUGUGAGGAGCAGAUCAGCCAUGAAGCCACUCAGGACGUGACGCAUUUCAAGACUCUCGUAGGUCACAUUGAGGGCAUCGUCAGCAGAGGCCAGGUGGGCGGCGCCAACGUUUCGGAGUUCUUCGCUCAGGUUGAGGACACACUGAUGCUGAUUGCUCCACUGCUGCCAGAUGACCCGUCCGGGCAGACCAUGGACAGCCGCGACGCCGCAGUCCGGGUCCGAAGAGCCACUUCGCCCAAAGGUCAGGUGGUGCUGCAGACGGAAGGCGUCGUCAUGGAGACAGACUGGGAGACGGCAGCCAGCCACGGAAGUCCAGGCUUUGCCACCGUGUUUCUCAUCACCUAUGGUGACAUGCUGUCCAACAUGGAGGACUCCUUAGAAGAGGACCUGCAGAGACACAUGGAUGAGGUGUAUCUGAAUUCCAAGAUCGCGACGGUCACCGUGGGCAGCAGGAAGGAAGGCAACCUGGCCAGACCUGUGAAUUUGACCUUUUCACACCUGGAGGACUCCACUGGCUACAAAGUGGUGUGUGUCUACUGGAAGUCAUCAGGCGGCAGGAGCUACUGGUCCAAAGAUGGCUGCCACACCACAAUGUCCAAUGUCACUCACACCACCUGCCGUGCCGAUCACCUCAGCAGCUUCGCUGUCCUCAUGGCCCUCUAUGACAUUGAGGACAUCUUUGAGUUGAAGGUGAUCACCUGGGUGGGCCUCUCGCUGUCGCUCAUCUGCUUGGCACUCUGCAUCCUCACUUUCUUCUACUGCCGUGCCAUCCAAGGGACACGCAAUACCAUCCACUUGCACCUGUGCAUCAGCCUCUUCAUCGCUGACCUCGUCUUCCUGGCGGGCAUCUCCAGCACAAACAACAAGGUGGGCUGUGCGGUGGUGGCAGGGCUGCUGCACUUCUUCUUUAUGGCCGCCUUCACCUGGAUGUGCCUGGAGGGGAUUCAGCUCUACCGCAUGGUGGUCCUCGUCUUCAACACGACGCUGCGCAAGCUCUACAUGUUUGCAUUCGGCUACGGUGUCCCAGCAGCCAUCGUGCUCAUCUCGGCCUCGGUGAAAAGCAGCGGCUAUGGGACCAAACGGCACUGCUGGCUGUCGCUGGAUGACCAUUUCAUCUGGAGCUUCUUUGGCCCGGUGUGCCUAAUUAUUGUGGUGAAUGUGGUCUUCUUUAUCAUUACUGUGUGGAAGCUGGCAGAGAAGUUCACAAGCCUCAACCCGGACAUGCCCAACCUGAAGAAAGUCAAGGCUUUCACAAUCACAGCCAUUGCCCAGCUGUGCAUACUGGGCUCCAUGUGGAUCUUCGGCUGUUUCCAGUUUGAGGGCAGUUCCAUCGUCAUGACGUACCUGUUCACCAUCCUCAACAGUGUGCAGGGCAUCUUCAUCUUCAUUAUGCACUGCCUGCUCUCCAAUCAGGUACGAGACGAGUACAAGAACUUCCUGGCCACGACCUUCAACCUGAAGAAGAAGACCAAAUACUCGGAGUUCAGCAGCACAAGCAACAGCUCCUCAAACGCACAGAGCAAGAGCGUCCAGAACACGGGCGAGUCGCACAUGUAGGACCCUCAGCUCCCCACCGAUGGCUGCUAUGCAACGCAAACUGAGGAGAGCGGGAGGAGGCUGACGCUGCUGCCCGCCUGCUGCCUCUUGUGCCUUCGAGGUGCCACUCUGUCCACUCGAUUCCUGCUUGGAGCUCUCCAGUCCCCCAGGAUGCUCCCUCACUUCACUGAAACUCGUCUUGAGGUUCUGCUGCCCACCCAGCAGGAGGCGCUGCUCUUCACGUACUCUGUCCACUCUGCCCUGUGUCCUUUCACGUCUGAGGUGGCUGGCGUCGGGCACGUAGCCUGGUGAGUGAGGACCAUCCAGCUGGUCGGACAAAGGAGGCGCCUUCACUUCAGCCCUUUUCUUACCUUUAGCACGAUGCCCACGACUUUCUGAGGGUCCCUGUGGUAGACAUGGCUGGUCCGAUGCUGUAAAUACUGAAUUCAUGGGAUGGUUUUACGCUUCGUGAUUUCCCUUCCAAAGGAAGCUGUUGGCAGAUUCGCCCUGAAGCCCCCAGAUGGUAGCCCCUUUGCACACAAGACUCUGAAUUUGGUGCCACCCUGACUUUGUGGUAAACGUUCUGCACAAAUCACUGCAGACCCGUGGUCCUCGUCUGGGUGUCAAAUCCCACCCCUUUGGUCAGCUGUCACAUCCUGCCCUGCCUCAUCCCACCCCAUCCUUUCCCUGACCCCGAUUAUGAUGUGAUGGGUCAAGUCACCCUCGUCUCGGUGCCACGCCUACCUUGAUGUCAAACCCCGCCCCUUUCUCCAAGUCUCAAGCUUUGCUCUACUCUUGUUUGGUUGUAAGGCCCCGCCCCUUUUAUCUACUCCCCUCCCCUCAUUUGAGUGUCAAAACCCACCUCACCCAUCCCCGCCCAACACUCAUUAGCCUAAUUAAACUCCAGCUCCGCCCAUUCUCCAUUCUGGUCCGCCCCUUUAUCUAACCCAGUGCACCCCUACCUCAUUUGAAUGUCAAACUCCCCUGAGUACAUCUCAAAUCCCGCCCCUUUCUUCAUUUCGACUCCGCCUCUUUCCCGGUCACGUGUGCCAGGAGGACUGAGGACUUUAACCUGAGAUUGUGGCUGUGCCCCCUGGUAGACUGCUACCCAAUCCAUACUUUGUGCCCAGUUCCACCCCACAUAACCAUUAACAGAAGGAUGUCAGAUGAUAGCAGUGAGAGUCUCUGGGUCACAGCCCACCUCAAAAGGGGUACACUGUCCUGUAGGAGGGUCCGCACUCUCCAGCUCUUGAGCCGUUUUCAUGUGUAGAGCGAGACGCGUACCCGCCGCCCUCGAUGGCAGCCGUCGUGUCGCCUGCACAGUUUGAAAGUUGAACAGCUUUGAAUGUCAAAAUGCCGAGGGGCUGCACUGCUGGUGGGAGUCACACCUCAUAACUAGGGGGACCCCACGUUUUGGGGUGUGUGACUGGCGCCCCCUAUAAGGUUGGCUUCAGCUUUGUCCUCAAUGUUCCUGAGAGGGCUUAAAUGGAAUAAAACUGAUCUGGAUGGGUGGGGGGGCUUAGGAAAACACCAAAGCUGAGCCGGUGGUCAAGGAGACGUUGGCUUGGCAGCUUCUUCAGCACAAUGGCCGUCCAGUGAAGUGACCGUCACCGAGUAUUUAUGGCUGCUCAGGACGGCCUGCAGGGGGCGCAGACGAUGCCCCAUUGAACACUCUGGUCUAAGCACUGGUGGGGUGUCCAUCAGGGCUGACCGGAGUGUCCAGUGCCUGUGAAGCUCCACUGUGUUUAUUAUGGGCUGUACUGCACAAAAGGGCACCUGCAGGGAAUGCCAGCAUUUGAACAAAAUCCACGGUACUUCAGCUCUUUGUGUGCUUGAAUCAUCGAAUGUGUCAAUAAACGGGUCACAUCAGACAAA
Molecule: messenger RNA, 4545 nt
Organism: Erpetoichthys calabaricus (reedfish)
Lineage: Eukaryota; Metazoa; Chordata; Cladistia; Polypteriformes; Polypteridae
Product: adhesion G protein-coupled receptor E1
Exons: 19
Coding region: 361-2691 (776 amino acids)
Biological process (GO): cell surface receptor signaling pathway; adenylate cyclase-activating G protein-coupled receptor signaling pathway
Cellular component (GO): membrane
Molecular function (GO): calcium ion binding; G protein-coupled receptor activity
Source: RefSeq, a predicted model, not a curated record